AUGAGCGCCCACGAUCAGUUCUGGGUCAAGGAACGGUCGUAUUCGAUUGUGGACAUGCUUGGUGGUGAUCCGCUGUCCGAGAAAUUCAGCGGGGGCACGGCCUACGAAGCUUUCUUGGGCUCCCUGAGCUACAAUCUCUGGCACGCGCCGGUCUCAGGCAGCAUCGCGGAAGCCUUCACGUUGAAUGGGACCUACUUCUCGGAGCCCCUGAUCAUCGAUGUCGCCGCGCAGGAGCAGAGCUAUGAACUAUCUCGACGAAGUGAACCAAUUGCCGCGCAGCCGUACCUCACCUCGGUGGCCACCCGCGCGGUGAUCUUCAUCGAGGCCGAUCACCCGGCCCUCGGAACGGUGGCGUUCUUCGGCGUCGGCAUGACAGAGGUUUCCACAUGUGACAUUACAGUCAAGCAGGGCGACUAUGUCCGCAAGGGUGGCGAGUUGGGGAGGUUUCACUAUGAGGGGUCGACCCACUGUCUCAUCAGGCACGCCCAGCUUGCAAUGAAAUCGCCCUGA
Aspergillus aculeatus ATCC 16872 is the source of this 510-nucleotide messenger RNA. Its product is annotated as phosphatidylserine decarboxylase. Gene Ontology annotation, cellular component: mitochondrion. The record is from RefSeq and is a predicted model, not a curated record. The transcript has a single exon. Gene Ontology annotation, biological process: phosphatidylethanolamine biosynthetic process. NCBI's taxonomy places the organism in Eukaryota, Fungi, Ascomycota, Eurotiomycetes, Eurotiales, Aspergillaceae. Gene Ontology annotation, molecular function: phosphatidylserine decarboxylase activity. Bases 1 to 510 code for a protein of 169 amino acids.